AAAGCAUCCAUCGAUCAAAAAGACAACACCGUGUAGAAGAAGAGGUUUAAUUAGCUACCCAGUCAUUCUCCAUGGCACAUGCCAUGAACAACACGCACCUUUUGUGCUUGGCCGUAGCUCUUCUGCUCAUGUCGGCCUCCCUGUCCUGCAACGCCAAUGACACGGAUCCUAACACAUACUGUGAAUCUGCGUCGGAAUGCAAGAGACCGGUGCAUGAUUAUGGUCUGAAUUCCUUUUCUAAAAAAUACGGUGAUGUUCCGUACAACUGCGGAAGAGUCUGCGACCCCAAGGACACGCGUGCUAACACAUAUUGUGAAGAAAUGUGGGAAUGCAAGAGACCAGUGCAUGAUUAUGACCAGCGCAAGUGCCGAGAGUUGUGCGUAAGCAAAGGCUACAACUAUCUCAGGAGCUAUUGCGAGCACCACCCCGAAGAGUAUUGCUGUUGCCAUAAGUAAUCUCAAUUCGACGACUUCGGGGUGAUCUCUGGAUGAUGAUGCUUGUCAUGUGCUACUUAUAAAUUAGCUAUAGCUGUUUGUGUGUGUGUUUUCGUCUCAUCCCAUUGUAAUAACUAGAGCAGUUCAUCAUGACUGUCCGUCGAAUAAAGAUGAUUUCCCCGCAAAAAGAAAGAAUAAAGAUGAUUAGUU
Molecule: messenger RNA, 644 nt
Organism: Hordeum vulgare subsp. vulgare (domesticated barley)
Lineage: Eukaryota; Viridiplantae; Streptophyta; Magnoliopsida; Poales; Poaceae
Exons: 3
Coding region: 72-455 (127 amino acids)
Source: RefSeq, a predicted model, not a curated record